Molecule: messenger RNA, 1985 nt
Organism: Hyposmocoma kahamanoa
Lineage: Eukaryota; Metazoa; Arthropoda; Insecta; Lepidoptera; Cosmopterigidae
Product: homeobox protein B-H1-like
Exons: 4
Coding region: 187-1026 (279 amino acids)
Biological process (GO): regulation of DNA-templated transcription
Molecular function (GO): DNA binding; DNA-binding transcription factor activity, RNA polymerase II-specific
Source: RefSeq, a predicted model, not a curated record
GGUGGUGGUGAGAUGAGCCGGUCGCGGUGACCGCGCGUUGGCGUUGGAGUCAGGAGCGACGGCGAGGUGGCGGCGAGCAUCGCGCUGGGAGGUAGCGGCGCAGCGGUCGAGCGGGGGUGGCAUACCCCCGCGCUGGAUGCGGCAGGGUGCGCAGGCGCCGCGGCGGGCGGCGGCGGCGCGCUGGCGAUGACGGUGCAGCGCGACGAGCGCGAGGCGCGCGCGCCACGCACGCGGUUCAUGAUCACGGACAUCCUUGACGCUGCGCCGAGAGACCUCAGCGCGCAUCGAGACUCCGACUCCGACAGGUCGGCUACAGACUCGCCAGGUGUAAAAGAUGAUUCAGAUGAUGUAUCAAGCAAGAGUUGCGGCGGUGAUGCUUCAGCGCUCGCCAAGAAACAGCGAAAGGCAAGAACUGCUUUCACAGACCACCAACUGCAGACUCUUGAGAAGUCAUUCGAGCGGCAGAAGUACCUCAGCGUCCAAGACAGGAUGGAGCUUGCCGCGAAGCUAGGACUUACAGACACGCAGGUCAAAACGUGGUACCAGAAUCGAAGGACGAAAUGGAAGCGACAAACAGCGGUAGGGCUAGAGCUCCUAGCAGAAGCCGGGAACUACGCGGCGUUCCAGAGGCUGUAUGGCGGGUACUGGGCUGGCGUGCCAGCGUACCCAGCGCAACCCGCUCCUGCGGCUGCCGACUUGUAUUACCGCCAAGCCGCAGCCACGGCGGCUGCUGCUGCCUCCGCCACUGCUAAUACGCUACAGAAACCUCUGCCAUACCGGUUAUAUCCCGGCGCACCUUUGGCCGGAGUACCGCCUCUCGGGUUAGGGUUGCCAGGCCCAUCGGCGCAUCUUGGCUCUUUGGGAGCCCCAGCGCUGGGAGCGCUAGGGUACUAUGCGCAGGCGCGGCGUACGCCAUCUCCUGACGUAGACCCUGGCAGUCCCGCGCCCCCUCACCGCUCCCCCCGAGAACCCUCCAUGGAAAGACGCACUGACGACGAGGAAGACGACGAACCUAUACAUGUUUAAUUCAUAUGACUAAAUACAUUGCCUUGAAAAGACAUUAUGAACAACCAUAAAAGCUAAAGAGUAAUUUGUGAAACUUGUGAACAUAAAUUCAAAAAGACAUUAAAGCGGACACUACAGACGUUGAUUAAUUUCUCCGUACAAAACGAACGCAGGACUACUUAAUGUGAUAUCCGCGAGUGAGUCAAAUAAGGAGAUUAGUGGACAUUGGUGUAAACGUGGAAAAACAGUGCUUGAAGUACGUUCAAACAAAAAGUGAAGAAGCCAUCAAAUUUUGGUAAUCUUUAGUUGUAUUACCUUCUUUGUUUUUGUAUGGUUUCCAUGAGUAUCAACUUUCAAUAUUCUUAUGUUGCACUAGAAAACUUUUCGCACUACAUUCAGUUAACUGUAAUUUGUUGUACAUCUUAUUUUGACCCACAGUUUUAAGAAGUCGAUCGUGAAGUGUGGACAGUAGUCCAAAUGUGAUAUUAUAAGCUCUCACUAUAAGAACGUAUGUAUAAUAUUAUUCGAUGUCGUGUACUAAUAAAUAGAAAUUAACUUGCUUUGUAAGUAAAUCGUAAUUGCAUAGAAAAACAAAUGCAUUCCAUAGAUGAAUACUUAAAUAUUUUAAGUACGUUUUACUUCAGGAACUUGAAAGACAUUCCCAGUGAUAGGUACUUUUCUUAAUUUCAGCUUCUGGAACAAUGAAAUUAUUUGAGAAUAUUUUGGUUAUUAAAAAUAAACAUUGGAAUUUAAUUUUAUUCUUGUAUUGUAUAGAACAGCAAAAAUAUAUUGUUCUUAUUUUUAGAAAGGUCUAUGGCACUCAAAUAUUUCGGUGAGGUCACUUUUAAAAAGCCAUUUGAAAUAGUAGAAAAUCGAACAAAAUCUCAUGAAAAACUGAUUGUGCAAACUGUAUAUUUAGACAAAAUAUAUAACUAUUCAUAUGUAUGUAUUGUUAGUAUAUAAUACACAACAUAAAGUAU